AUGAGUUAUAAAGAAAAUUUCAAAAAUUCAUUCUUUUUCGAUGUUUUAGAAUAUAUGAACUGGGUACAAUUUGAAGAGUAUCCUGUUAAUGAACAAGAGGUUCCUAGUGCUGCCAGUACUUGUUCUAAUAAUUCUAAUAAAAAUCUAAUAUUAGAUGAAGGUGAAGAUAAUAAAUCAGAUAUAUCUACCGAAGUCGAAAAGGAUUUAGAAAAAAAUAGUUGUAUACAGAAUUGUGAUUCAAUGGCAGAAUCUAGCUUAAAGGGAAAAGAAGGUACAGAAUUUGAUCCUUUCUUAGUGGAUUGGCAUGGUCCUGAUGAUCCAGAAAAUCCAUUAAAUUGGAAACCUUGGAAAAAAGGUUUAAUAAUGUUUGAAGUUAUGUUAUUAACUUCUAUCAAUUAUAUGGGUUCAUCAAUUUAUACUCCAGGUCAAGAAGAAAUCCAACGAGAAUUCCAUGUUGGACAUGUAGUUGCUACUCUAAACCUUUCCAUGUAUGUUUUAGGGUACGGUAUUGGCCCCAUGAUUUUAUCUCCAUUAUCCGAAUAUGCAAGAUUCGGUCGUUUGCAUAUCUAUAUCAUUUCAAUGUUUCUAUUUACAAUAUUCCAAAUUGGUGCUGCAACUGUACAUAACAUUGGUGGUUUAAUUGUUAUCAGAUUUAUCUCUGGUAUAUUAUGUUCACCUGCCUUGGCCACGGGCGGUGGUACCUUAGCAGAUUUCCUAGAUCCCAAAACAUUACCCAGGUAUAUUGGACUUUGGUCACUUGGAUUCAUGUCUGCACCAGUAAGUGCGCCAUUAUUAGGUGCAUGUAUGGUUGUUGCUAAAGAUUGGAGAUGGAUCUUUUGGCUAUUAUUAUUCAUGAGUGUUGCAUUAUUUGUCAUGUUAAUAUUUUUCUUUCCUGAAACUCAUCAUGGUAAUAUCUUGCAUCGUCGUGCCCAAAGAUUAAGGAAAGAGACUGGUGAUGAUCGUUAUUAUACUUUACAAAUCCGUGAAGAAGCUAAUUUGACAUUGGGUCCAUUCUUGAAGAAAUGUCUUUUGAAACCUUUCAAGUUGAUUAUCCAAGAACCUAUUAUUUUGUCUUUUGAUUUAUACCUUGCAGUAUGUUAUGGUAUUUUCUAUCUGUUUUUUGAAGCCUUCCCACUUGUAUUUGUAGGGAUUUAUAACUUCACAUUAAUUGAAUUGGGUUUAUCAUAUUUAGGCUUUUGUGUGGGUUGUGUCUUUGCCUAUCCAAUCUUCUUGACAUUUUUCAAUAAAUUCAUUACUCCCAAAUUCGCUAACAAUACUUUUACUCCAGAACAUUUCAUGGUAUUAAGUAAAUACAUCUGUUGGUUUUUACCUUUGGCUCUAUUUUUCUUUGGUUGGACUGCAAAAGUUCAUUGGAUCUUACCCAUCAUCUCUGAAAUGUUUUUUGUCAUUGGGGUAUUCAACUUAUUCCAAACUCUCUUCUCCUAUUUAGCUCUUUGCUAUACUGAACAUUUAUCAUCAGUAUAUGCAGGUAAUGGGUUUUUCAGAUCUAUUUUCGCCUCUGCAUUCCCAUUAUUUGGUCAAGCCAUGUUUAACAAUUUGGGUACCAAGAAUUAUCCUGUAGCAUGGGGGUCUUCCUUACUAGGAUUUAUCGCUAUAGGGUUGACUUUGAUUCCCAUCGUGAUAUACAAGUAUGGUGGAUAUCUACGUAGUAAGUCGUCUUUCAGUGGAUAG
Henningerozyma blattae CBS 6284 is the source of this 1692-nucleotide messenger RNA. RefSeq names its product MFS transporter. Gene Ontology annotation, cellular component: membrane. NCBI's taxonomy places the organism in Eukaryota, Fungi, Ascomycota, Saccharomycetes, Saccharomycetales, Saccharomycetaceae. The transcript has a single exon. Gene Ontology annotation, biological process: xenobiotic detoxification by transmembrane export across the plasma membrane. The record is from RefSeq and is a predicted model, not a curated record. The coding region runs from base 1 to 1692 and encodes 563 amino acids. Gene Ontology annotation, molecular function: xenobiotic transmembrane transporter activity; fluconazole transmembrane transporter activity.